Messenger RNA from Chinchilla lanigera (long-tailed chinchilla), 2800 nucleotides. RefSeq names its product collagen, type XXVI, alpha 1 (gene Col26a1). Gene Ontology annotation, molecular function: protein binding. The transcript has 12 exons. Bases 131 to 1417 code for a protein of 428 amino acids. Lineage: Eukaryota; Metazoa; Chordata; Mammalia; Rodentia; Chinchillidae. The record is from RefSeq and is a predicted model, not a curated record.
CCCCGGCUCGGCGCGCUCGCUGGCCGGCUCACUCCCUCCCUCCCCGGGCCGGGGCCGCGGGUUCGGUCCCGCCGCCGGUGCGCUCCGGAUCGUCCUCGCGCCCGCCCGGGACGCCGGGUCCUCGCACAAGAUGAGGCUGGCUCUGCUCCUGCCUUGGGCAUGCUGCUGCCUCUGCGGGUCGGCGCUGGCCACCGGCUUCCUCUAUCCCUUCCCGGCCGCGGCCCUCCCGCAGCACGGCUACCCCGAGCCCGGCGCCGGCUCCCCGGGCAGCGGCUACGCGGGCCGCCGGCACUGGUGUCAUCACACGGUGACGCGGACGGUGUCCUGCCAGGUGCAGAAUGGCUCGGAGACCGUGGUCCAGCGCGUGUACCAGAGCUGCCGGUGGCCCGGGCCCUGUGCCAACCUCGUGAGGACUCUCAUCAGACCCACAUACAGGGUGUCCUACCGCACGGUGACGGCGCUGGAGUGGAGAUGCUGCCCUGGCUUCACCGGGAGCAACUGUGACGAGGAAUGCAUGAACUGCUCCCGGCUCACGGACAUGAGCGAGCGGCUGACCACGCUGGAGGCCAAGGUCCUCCUGCUGGAAGCAGCCGAGCAGCCCUCGGGCCCCGACAACGACCUGCCAGCGCCCCAGAGCACACCGCCGCCCUGGAACGAAGACUUCCUCCCCGACGCCAUCCCCCUGGCCCACCCGGGGCCCCGGAGGAAGAGGCCCACGGGUCCAGCUGGGCCCCCGGGGCAGGCGGGACCACCAGGACCUGCAGGGCCACCGGGCUCCAAAGGGGACCGGGGCCAGACGGGAGAGAAGGGCCCAGUGGGGCCGCCGGGGCUCCUGGGGCCACCGGGGCCCCGCGGGCUCCCUGGAGAGAUGGGGCGCCCCGGCCCUCCGGGGCCCCCCGGCCCAGCAGGCAGCCCGGGCCUCUCACCAAAUGACCCCCAAGGUGUCCUCUACUCCCUGCAGCCGCCCACGGACAAGGACAAUGGGGACUCCCAGCUGGGACCUGCCGUCGUGGACACGGUGCUGGCGGGCAUCCCCGGGCCUCGGGGUCCUCCUGGCCCCCCAGGUCCCCCAGGACCACACGGUCCCCCAGGACCUCCAGGAGCCCCCGGAUCCCAGAGUGAGGCUGGUGUGACCUCGGAGGACAGGGACAAAACCGCCACCACGGAGCAGGGCGAGGGGGUGCAGCAGCUGCGAGAGGCGCUGAAGAUCCUGGCGGAGAGAGUCCUCAUCCUGGAGCACAUGAUUGGCAUCCACGAUCCUCAGGCCUCCCCUGAGGGGGGCUCUGGCCAGGAUGCUGCCCUGAGAGCCAACCUGAAGAUGAAGCGGGGUGGCCCCCAACCUGAUGGUGCCCUGGCUGCCCUGCUGGGUCCUGAGCCCGCACAGAAGAGCGCCGGCCAGGCCAGCAGCAGGAAGUGAGGGCCGGAUCUCCAGGGUGAGCCCAGACCUGGCAAAAGACCCUGCCUGGGCAGUACUGCCACUGGACCUGGAGGAGGCCCAUUUGGGACACAGCUUCAGCCUGGACAAUUGUGAAGGACACUAGCUCCUGGGCUUGGGGGGUUUUAGGGGCAGAUGGAUGGCCCCACCUCCAGGCCAGGCUCCAAGGGGACUGGCACCCUUGGCAGAGCCCUUUCCUUGCCCUGUCCACCCCUACUCUAGUCCCUGCUGGAGACGGGGUCUGGGUGGGCUGGGUGUCGGCUGAGAAUAACCAUAAUCCUCGUCAUUUAGAGUCCUCGUGGCAUCUGGGCCCAUCCAGGGAGCAUUCCUUAUGCUGUCUCAUUUAACCUGUAGGAGGUAGGCUUGUUAUCCCCACUUGAUGCGGGGACUGGGGCUCAGAGAGCAUAAAUAAUCCACCAGAUUAUUUGGUGCCCAGGAUCACAGGGGCCGGGGCAGGAUUUGAACCCUGGCCUCUUGGGUCCCGGUGUCCUGUGCCCUGGACACCACCAGUUUCUUCCCUUUCAUGAGGAAGCAGACAAGAGGGUGUAGGCGGUGCCAGAGGAUGUGGGAUCGACCUGGCGUGGAGCUCACAGGGCCCCGGGUCUCCCUUCACCCCCUGCGGGACAGGGCUUCUCUGGCUGCAGAGGGGCAGGGGGCUGGCCUGAGGCUGCUCUCUGAGGCCAGGGAGACCUGAGUACACCCCUGACUGUCACAUGGACUUGGGGACCAUGAGGUGGCAAUGUGAAGGCCUCUGGACCUGACUGGCAUUGCCCGCUUCUCCCUCCCAGUCCCUCUGAGCCCACCCACACCCCUACCAAGCCCCUCCACCCACCAAGGCAGGAGGGCACAUUCAGCAGGGCUGCCCAUCGGUGGGGGGCACAAAGCCCCACUCUGCCCUGUCUCUAUUUGAGAUCUCUAGGGCCCGUCACUUCUGGGGUACAUGGCACACUGGAGAGAGGGCAGCUGCCCGGGGCCCAGGCCUGCUGGGAGACGAUGCCCGCAGCCCUCGCAGCUGGGGUUCUGGGCAGAGGCCGGCAAGGUCCAGGCGGCCCAGAGCAGCUCAGACCACAGCCCUUGAGGCGUCUCAGUCCCCAGAUCUCUGUUACCAAUGUUCCUCUCUCACUGGGCCAGGUCCCAGGACUCAGCAACGACAGAAACUCAGAGACUUGAAGGUGCUGGCACCACCCGGUGGCCAUCUCCACACAUGGCAGGGCUGGCCACCCGGCGCCCUUGGCGCUUGCACAAGUCUGCGGCUGGGUCCCGCUGGGCCCAGAUGCCCCUCCUGAGGCAGGUGUGCUCGUCCUCACGGAGGGGCGCUCGAGACCUGUGACAUUGUUCUUGUAUCUGACAAUAAAGGUGCUCUCC